This is a messenger RNA of Cladocopium goreaui, 1197 nucleotides long. The record is from the annotation of a GenBank genome assembly. NCBI's taxonomy places the organism in Eukaryota, Dinophyceae, Suessiales, Symbiodiniaceae.
AUGGUCUCCAGAGAUGCUGCCGGGGUUCAAACUGCAUUGAAGGUUAGCGACCAUGAUGGGUUUCCAAGAGUAGGACUAGGACACAAGAAAUCUCCGCCGCCGCCUAUUACUCCAGAAGAGCAGGUUGGCCGAACGAGAACACCACCUGCCGUGACUCCAAGAAAAGUGUCUAGACCAAAGGUUCACCAUCUGGAAGACCUUGCAAGGCCAGAAAAACGCCCUGCCACAGAAGCAGAGUCGAGAAGCCAGGACUUCUUCGGCUUUGUCAAGGAAUCCGAAAGCCAGGACUUUUUCAUCUUCUUCGAAGAGUCCAAAAGCUGGGAGUUCUGCGUCUUCUUCGAGGAGUCGCUCCCCAAAGGCCAAACCGAAAGCGUUCCUCGAUUCGGAGCACCACAGGAUCAGCCUUCCAGUGGUGCACAAAGGCCCGAGUCUCGACGAUCUCCGGUGCGUGGGCGGCUGUGGGGUUUUGACGUGGGCAAGUAUGGCCAUCAAGUGAAAAGUGCGACGGCCGAUUUCUUCAUGCGCUUGCUUCAUUCUAAACCUGGUGAUGUUCCAUUCGGGAUCUACAAGACAGUCAAGGAUGCGAACGGCAACUUUCAGUCCACGCUGCGACUCACUAACAGAGCUCAAGCAGCUGCCCGUUUAGGUAACAGGGAGUACAAAGGCGAAAUGUGCGGCAGCAAGAUAGAAGCAGAGGUGUCAGCAGCCCGCGUAUUUUGGGAGGAUCCUCGAGUCCAAGAGAGAGCCGAAAAGCUGGAGCCCUCAAAGAAGGCUCGAAAGCACAAGAGACGCUGCGCAGAGCGCAAUGCAGAGCGCAAAGCGCGACGUCCAAAAGGAAGGAAUUCUUCGUCUUCUUUGAGGAGUCCAGAAGCCAGGAAUUCUUCGUCUUCUUUGAGGAGUCGAGAAGCCAGGAAUUCUUCGUCUUCUUUCAGGAGUCGAGAAGCCAGGAAUUCUUCGUCUUCUUUGAGGAGUCGAGAAGCCAGGAAUUCUUCGUCUUCUUCGAGGAGUCGAGAAGCCAGGAAUUCUUCGUCUUCUUCGAGGAAGGCCAAGCCCGAGUCUCGACGAUCUCCGGUGCGUGGGCGGCUGUGGGGUUUUGACGCGAGCAAGUAUGGCCAUCAUGUGAAAAGUGCGACGGUCGAUUUCUUCAUGUGGCUUAGUUGCAUGAUGUUACAAGACACUGAUGACACCAUUAUAUAA